GCUGCCGCCACAUGAGACACUUUGUAAACAGUGUUGCGAACAAUGGAGAUGUCAUCGAACAGUUGUGUGACAUCUAUCCGGCUUGACUCCAUCAAACAAGCGGACAAAGCUCAGGUCCAUUUGUUAUCUUGUGAAAUGGAGCAUGAUGGGCCUGCCGAAGUCUCAAAGUUCUUUACUUCCACUGUGAAGGAGCGUGAACACGAAAUAACUGUGUCAUUCAGAGGCCGAGGACUGAAGGGUCAAACAUUGAACUGCCCAAAAGGACACACAGGACUGGUGCUGAAAGAGGUUAAGAGGCCUGCAUCUGAUCAAGAGGACAGAAUAGUAAAAGUCUCUUCAGUGUUCCAUAAUUUCAAAUACUGGAAUUUGGAGACACCCCCAACAUCUGAUGAUGGAGUUGUGAUGGCAAUGGCAUGGCCUCAGUUAGCAGAAACGAUACAUGGACCAGUGGACGACUGAUCAUUGUUUUAUUAUGGACAUGAUUACUUGACUCUUCGUCUUAAGUACACUGUUACAGUUACACAAAUGUGAAAACAAAACAACUUACUAGGUUGUGGUAUUAACCACCUUUUUUAUUGAACUG
Messenger RNA from Xyrauchen texanus (razorback sucker), 583 nucleotides. Its product is annotated as ribonuclease H2 subunit C-like. Lineage: Eukaryota; Metazoa; Chordata; Actinopteri; Cypriniformes; Catostomidae. The record is from RefSeq and is a predicted model, not a curated record. Bases 43 to 459 code for a protein of 138 amino acids. Gene Ontology annotation, cellular component: ribonuclease H2 complex. Gene Ontology annotation, biological process: RNA catabolic process. The transcript has 5 exons.